UAGAUCGGCUUUCUUUCGCUUCCGGCGAGCUCCGUUGUGCUGUCUCAUUAAAGCCACGUGCUAAGCACAAAAUAAAGAAAACGUUAUAAACAUGGAUAAACCUGUGGUACUCGCCCGUGUUAUCAAGGUACUGGGACGUACUGGAUCCCAAGGACAAUGUACACAAGUCAAAGUUGAAUUCAUCGGCGAGCAAAAUCGUCAGAUCAUUCGCAACGUGAAGGGGCCGGUACGUGAGGGCGACAUUCUCACCCUCCUCGAGUCAGAACGUGAAGCAAGAAGACUUCGGUAGAACUCGCAAUCAACUUUGGAAAACACUGAAAAGGUUCCUGCAACAAGAAAUAUUCCAUUGAUACUUCAAUCAAGUCGGCCUUCACUCUCUACGAUGUCCAUCAUCGUCAUCGAAUUGUCAACAUGUUGGCGUCAUCUGAGCUACUUCUAUCUGCUGUACCAAACCAGCCCGACAUGCAAUAAAUCUUUCGCUGGCAACCACUAA
Molecule: messenger RNA, 493 nt
Organism: Athalia rosae (coleseed sawfly)
Lineage: Eukaryota; Metazoa; Arthropoda; Insecta; Hymenoptera; Athaliidae
Gene: RpS28b
Product: 40S ribosomal protein S28
Exons: 1
Coding region: 92-289 (65 amino acids)
Biological process (GO): ribosomal small subunit assembly; maturation of SSU-rRNA; translation
Cellular component (GO): cytosolic small ribosomal subunit; ribosome
Molecular function (GO): structural constituent of ribosome
Source: RefSeq, a predicted model, not a curated record